GUUUCACAUUAAUAGUUCCGUUGUGACUGUUUACGACGCAGUCGCGUUAUGACACUUUUAGAAAAAUUCUAGAAAUGACGCCGCUUACAUUGUUUCCAUCCACACAAAUGAAGAGUUGAUUUUAUCCCUCACUGACUGAUGUCCUGUCGAGUUUGACCCAAACAUGCACCAACAAGAGCCUGGAUGUGAUGCAGAACAACUCAAGCAUGUGGAAAAUAAUGUAGCAGAUACACCGGAAGCUUUGUCUCAGUCGAAGGGGACGGAUAUGGCUGUGCAACCUAGAAGCAAGAAAAGUAAAUCCAAAAAAUUGAAAGCAUCAACAAAAAAGGGGAAAAAAUGUACUACCAUUAGCCAAGAAAAGCCUUUAUCUAAAGUGGGACAUGUUGCAGAGGGCACCGAACACAUGUUUCGCACCCACAUCUGCUCUGAAUGCAGACGCUGCUUCAAGACACGCUCCCAUUUGAUAGAACACAUGCGUAUUCAUUUUCCUGACCCCAGUCUGCAAUGUCCAACCUGUAAACACUACUUCACCAGCAAGAGUAAGCUACGCAUCCACAUGCUAAGAGAGACGGGACAGAAACUGCACCGCUGUAAUCUAUGUGAGUAUAGAGCGGUGGAACGUAACUCUCUGCGACGACACCUUUCCAGCAUGCAUGGGCAUCAAGAAGAUGAUGCUCCCAAUGGAGAGUUGUUUAAGUGCCCAACUUGCCAAAAGACUUUCAGUCAGAGUCAGGCAUUAAAAAGCCAUAUGAAGUCUCACAAUAAGACACAAGAUGGACAGCCGUUACCUUGCUUCCAUAACGGCUGCUCAUUUCAGUGUACAGAAAAGAAGCGGCUUCUAAAGCAUGUGUUAGAUGCUCACCAAACUGAGGCCGUCGAGUGCCAUCAUCAUGCCUGCGGCGCCUUCUUCGGGAGCCUGGAAGACAUGGAGAAACAUUUCCGCACACAUCAGGCUUAUCACUGCCCCCACUGUGACUUCUCAUGCUCAAAUAAGAGCCUUUUUCAGCAGCACAAAAGACAAGGACAUCCAGGGAAUCAAGAACUGAACUGUAGCUUCUGCCCUUUCUCAACCCUCAACCCUGUGGAGUUCGAUCAACAUGUUGGUCGCUUUCAUGCCAGUGAGAAAACACACCACUGCUCACAAUGCAGCUUUGUAACAGCUCACAAAAGAGUCCUGAAAAGACACAUGCUGAUGCAUACUGGUGAAAAGCCCCACAAAUGUACACUAUGUGACUUCAGAUGUCGUGAUGAGACAUACCUUUCACAGCACAUGCUGACGCACUCUAAUGACAAACAGCACAUGUGCUCAGAAUGUGGAUAUGUUACGAAAUGGAAACACUACCUCAGUGUCCAUAUGCGUAAACAUGCAGGAGAUCUAAGGUACAAAUGUAAUCAGUGUCCAUAUCGUUGCCAUCGCAUCGACCAGCUGAACAGCCAUAAACUCCGUCACCAGGAAAAAUCCUUGAUCUGUGAGGUGUGUGCAUACUCCUGCAAGAGAAAGACUGAACUGCGCAGCCAUAUGCAGCUCAAGCACUCAGCAAAUGCAGAUCCACAACCUCCUGUUUACCAGUGCAAGUUUUGCCCUUACACAACAAAGUACCGGCAAGCCCUGCAUAGCCACGAAAACUGCAGGCACACCCGGACACGCAUGUUCCGCUGCGCACUCUGCCACUACACCACAUUUAGCAACACCAGCCUCUUACUGGCAUUGUGA
This is a messenger RNA of Sinocyclocheilus anshuiensis, 1714 nucleotides long. RefSeq names its product zinc finger protein 142-like. The transcript is spliced from 8 exons. Bases 164 to 1714 code for a protein of 516 amino acids. NCBI's taxonomy places the organism in Eukaryota, Metazoa, Chordata, Actinopteri, Cypriniformes, Cyprinidae. The record is from RefSeq and is a predicted model, not a curated record.